AUGUUUCGGGAGAAAUAUUUUGCAACAACUCUAGAAGAAGUCAAAAUUGUUCUGUACUCCAAAGACAUGGGCUUGGAUAUGUUUUUCCAAUUGGAUAAUUCACAAAGAGUUAAUUCAGAAAAUGCUGCAAUCAAAGAACAACAAAACGAACUCCCACCAAAAUCUAUGAAUUGGAUUCAGUUUAUGAAUUAUUCUUAUACUGCUGAUAAUCUUUCACUUGCAAUAAAGACCUUAGGGGAGCAACUGAAGCAUCCAAUUUUAUUUUCAGUUAAAAUACCACUUGAAGAAUUUGAAGAUGUUUUCUUCUUUAACGAUCUGCUUUCAAUGAUUCCAGAUAUUACUGGGAAUGGUCUCCUUGUCAAAGUUUAUCAGGGAGAUAUUCUGAAUGUCGAUGUGGAUGGCAUUGUUAAUGCUGCUAACAAAUGGCUUGCUCAUGGUGGUGGAGUUGCUCGGGCAAUUAUUAAAGCAGCUGGAGAUGCUGUCAACAAAGAAGGACAAAGAAAACUUAAUGAGUGUGGCUUUACCUGCAUUAAGCUCUGCAAUAUUUGGAGUACCAAUGGAAAUUUGUACACACGGUUAUUACGCUGGCAUUCAGACAUUUAG
Molecule: messenger RNA, 603 nt
Organism: Acanthosepion pharaonis
Lineage: Eukaryota; Metazoa; Mollusca; Cephalopoda; Sepiida; Sepiidae
Source: the annotation of a GenBank genome assembly